AUGGAGACGGCUUAUGCAAAUAUUAAUGGGCAAAUUUGGUUGUUCUGUGAUGCAGUGGUGGAAUGGGAAUUAGUGGAGGAUACCGAGCAACAUGUGACUGUGAGAGUGCUUCACCAUGACCUGGGGAAGCACAUGAUGAUGACAUUUGUUUAUGAAAAAUGUUCAGCAAUGGAGAGGUUGGAAUUGUGGGAUCACUUGAAUUACUUAGCAAGUGAUAUGAAAUUGACAUGGUUGGUAGGAGGGGAUUUCAAUGUGAUAUUACAUGAAGAUGAGAAUAUAGGAGGACUACCAAACUGGAUCAGAACAUGCGCCAUUGUUAAUGACAUGUGGGGAGCAGACCACCAAUUUUGUCAAGCCUUUCAGAAGCUCAAGAGGAUGAAGGCAGCACUGUCAAAAUGGAGUAGGGAAACAUUUGGUGAUAUCUUCAAGAAGUUGGCUAUUUUGGAAGACAUUGUUAGGGUGAAAGAGAUGUUGUUUGAAGAAGAGCCUACGAUUGAGAAUAGGAUUGUGCUUCAAAAGGCUCAAUCUGAAUUGAAGAAAUACUUGAGUAUUGAGGAGAAGUAUUGGAAGCAAAAAGCUGGGAUGACUUGGUUUGCUGAAGGAGAUAGGAAUACAAGUUUCUUUCAAAAUUAUGUCAAUGGCAAAAGAAAGAAAUUGCAACUAAAGAGGAUCAAAAGUGGGAGUGGGGUAUGGAUUGAAUACCAGGAGUAA
Nicotiana attenuata is the source of this 711-nucleotide messenger RNA. RefSeq lists its product as uncharacterized. NCBI's taxonomy places the organism in Eukaryota, Viridiplantae, Streptophyta, Magnoliopsida, Solanales, Solanaceae. The transcript is spliced from 3 exons. Bases 1 to 711 code for a protein of 236 amino acids. The record is from RefSeq and is a predicted model, not a curated record.